Molecule: messenger RNA, 2491 nt
Organism: Electrophorus electricus (electric eel)
Lineage: Eukaryota; Metazoa; Chordata; Actinopteri; Gymnotiformes; Gymnotidae
Biological process (GO): T cell costimulation; cell surface receptor signaling pathway; immune response
Cellular component (GO): external side of plasma membrane
Source: RefSeq, a predicted model, not a curated record
UCAAGUGGCAAGACCGUUAACUUCCCAAACAUGAAGACGAGCCUCGUUAUUUGCUUUGCUCUGUCGGUCAGUGUUCUCUCUAAUGGGCUCCAUGUGUUAGGCCCCUCUGGUCCUCUGGCUAUCCAACCUGGAGGCUCGGUGAUGCUGUCCUGUUAUGUUCAAACUCCCAUACCAGUGGAAGAGCUGGAAGUGGAGUGGAGGAGAACAGACUCUGAAACGAUUGUGCAUUUGUUCCAAGAUGGAGAGAGUCAACCAGAGUCUCAGGACCAGGCUUACCAUGAUAGGGCACACUUCUUUAUUGAGGACAUUGCCCGUGGAAACUUCUCUCUUUUACUUACAGAUGUGACCACUAAGGAUACAGGACUCUACAAGUGUGUUGUUUACAGAAACCAGGAAUCUAAUGAAACUUUGAUUGAAAUAAAGAUGAGUGUGUAUUUGACUGUGUCUGGAGGUCAUGUUGUUUCUGUGUAUGCGGGAGAGGACACCACUCUGAACUGCUCUGUACACUCCCACAUCCCUCCUGAGGAGCUUGAAGAAGUCUCAUGGAAGAAAAGGAAAACAGAUGAAGACAUGGUAGUGUUCCAAUUUAUAAAUGGUCAGACUGUGCCAGAGUCAAUCCAUGAAGCAUACAGAGACAGAGUUGAGCUCUUCAGCCGUGAGGAAAUCCACAAAGGAAACUUCUCGCUUAGGCUGAAGAACAUUCAGAUUGAAGACAAAGGCUUCUACAUAUGUGAAGUAUUCCAUGAAGACUUAUCAGCUAACACCACAGUGGAAGUACAGCAGCUGGGUUUUUCCAGUAUGCAUACAGGGGUGUUGUGUUUCUGUAUCCUGGCAUUUGUACUUCUACUUGUGCUAGGCUACGCAGCAUACACUUCUAUAAAAAAUAACAAAAACACCAAAUCAGACUUGGCUCUACAGUGCACAUUUGUCUGCUGUCCAACCAUUGCUUUGGCUGUUGCCUUCAUCCUUUGGGGUGUGACUGAGGGGUUUCUUGCUGAGGUGGCUACUUGCUCAGCUCUGAAUCUUUUAAGGAUUCUUUCCCUGCUUUGGGUUACUUCCCAUUUCAAGACAUUUCCAGAGAAUAUCAGAAGAUUUAUAAAAAAAACUGCAGUUUCUCAAGGAUAUGCUUUAAUAACUGCAGUGAUUUAUUCAGGUUUGGUUGUGCAUAACUGGCAUAAAUAUGAAGCCAUCCAGAGCACUAAUGAUAGUUUUUUUAUGGUGUUGUCUUGGCCAUCCCAGCUCUUUUUACUGCUUCUGCUGUUCUUCUUGAGCUUCCAUCAUAAAGGAUCCCCGAACAGCGCAUAUGCCUGUAUAUGCAUAAACAAUUUAUUUAGGAUAUUCAUGAUUAUGACUUGGUAUUCUUUGAAAAGUAUAGCCAAUUUUUUCCUGGGAUGUAUUUUGUUGCUGCCUCUAUGCUGGUUAGGUUUUCAGCAGGGGGUUCCAUUUUUGACCUGGAUAUCAGUUCUGUGUAUCUUGGAGUUCCUAAGUACAGUAAUAUCAGUCUAUCUUCAUAAUGAAUUAUUGGAAGGUGAUAAAGAACGUGUGGCAUUGACCUGCGCUACUACGUAUCUCCACAUUUUGUCUUUGACUGCAUGCUUUAAAUAUCUUGAUCAUUUAUGUGAAUCUAAUUCUAUCAGCACCAGGACUUGGCUAGUAAGGGGAUCUAAUUCUAAUCAUGAUGAGACACAGCGAAUGCAAGGAUCUAAUUCUAAUGACACUGAGACAGAACAAUCUCCAGGGCAAUUAUAUACAAUUGUAUACAUGCUUGGGGCAGUCGGGCUCAUUUGUGUGAACUCCAUCUCAUUAAUAGCAGAACUGAUCCUGAAAACACGACAUGGUGAACGCACACUGACGGAUCUGAGAGUGAUUCUUCUGCCAUCUGAAUGUGUCUUUGCCAUAUGCUGUCUUGCUUUAGCAAUAUCUGCAUUCUGUCUGCUCACCAGCUGAACUGAUGGCAUUGACCAGGGCCUGUCAUCUAUCCUGGGAUCAGGUUGUCACCAUGUAUACUGAUUCCUGUCAUGCGUUUGGGGUUGCUCAUAAUUUCGGUAAGAUUUGGCACUCCAGGGGGUGCUGCACCUCGGAUGGUAAGCCUAUUUCUAAUUCAGGAUUAGUGUCUGCACUUUUGUCUGCAUGUACACUACCAGCUCGGCUGACUGUCGAAAAGGUCAGGGGUCAGGACACGAUCUCUGGAUUUGACACAGACACUGGCAAUGCCUUGGCAGAUGAGGUUGCACUUUGGGCAGCUGUUAAUGCCCCCUCAUGCCCAUACACUGUAUCGUCGACAUGUGAAGCUGUCUCCAUGUUUUCUCAUUGCUCGGUGUCUACUGAUAUCGAUUUGCAUUUCUUAAAGACUCAGGGUACAUGACUGGACUGCUCUCAUUGGGCUGAUCAAAGAUGUAGUCAUGAUAAAAAUGGUCUAAUCUGUGACCCGGAGGGGUGUAUCGCCCUUCCUAUAUCUGUUUUGCCAUUUCUUGUGCGUCCUUUUCACAGG